This is a messenger RNA of Cinclus cinclus, 1047 nucleotides long. It is a transcript of the gene YIPF2, whose product is annotated as Yip1 domain family member 2. The transcript has 7 exons. The record is from RefSeq and is a predicted model, not a curated record. NCBI's taxonomy places the organism in Eukaryota, Metazoa, Chordata, Aves, Passeriformes, Cinclidae. Gene Ontology annotation, molecular function: small GTPase binding. Gene Ontology annotation, cellular component: Golgi apparatus; membrane. Gene Ontology annotation, biological process: vesicle-mediated transport. The coding region runs from base 149 to 766 and encodes 205 amino acids.
GCGGUACCGGCGGUCCCGGGACGGUACCGGGGGUUCCCUGGGUUGGGGGUGGUCCCUGGAGCGGGCCGGUACCGGAGCGGUCUCCGGACGGUAGCGAGGGUCCCUCACAACCCGGCGUGUUCCGUCCCGGCAGAAGAGAGGCUCCUACAUGGACGAGCCCCACGACUCGCAGGAGGCACCGGAGCCGCUGUCGGGAUCUUCUGUGACGGUGCCGGUACCGGAGCUCCCUGAGGAUGGGGACGAUGCCGACACGGCCGAGCUCCUGGCGGGGCACCGGCAGCCGCGGGGCUUUUGGACCUUCGAGUAUUACCAGGCUUUUUUCGACGUGGACACGCGGCAGGUGCUGGAGCGCAUCAAGGCCUCGGUGCUGCCGGUACCGGGCAAGAACUUCGUGCGGCACCGGCUGCGCAACAACCCCGAUCUGUACGGCCCUUUCUGGAUCUGUGCCACCCUGGCCCUGGCCCUGGCCAUCAGUGGGGAUCUGUCCCAGCUCGGUUCGGCCCGGGUGGGCUCCGGGCACCGGUACCGGCCCCACUUCCACCACGUGCCCGUGGCUCUGACCCUGGUGUUCGGCUACGCGGGGCUGGUGCCGCUGGCCCUUUGGGGGGGUCUGCGCUGGGCCCGGGGGGGCUCGGGGGGCUCCUUCAGCCUCCUGGAGACCCUCUGUGCCUACGGCUACUCCCUGGCAGCCCUGGUGCCCGCUGCUGUGCUGUGGGCAGCCCCACUGUCCUGGCUGCGCUGGGCAGUGCUGGCCCUGGGUUAUUGAUUUUGGGGUGAAUUUUGAGGUGAUUUUGGGAUGUUUUUGGGGCGUCUCCAGGUGCUGUGGGCAGCCCCACUGUCCUGGCUGCGCUGGGCAGUGCUGGCCCUGGGUUAUUGAUUUUGGGGUGAAUUUUGGGGUGUCUCCAGGUGCUGUGGGCAGCCCCACUGUCCUGGCUGCGCUGGGCAGUGCUGGCCCUGCUGGCCCUGCCCUCGGCCGUCGCUCUGGCCGUCACCUUCUGGCCCCCCCUGAGGACCGGUGGCCGCGGGCCAGCGCUGGCCGGGGGGGCC